Messenger RNA from Guyanagaster necrorhizus, 1646 nucleotides. RefSeq lists its product as uncharacterized. The record is from RefSeq and is a predicted model, not a curated record. The annotation marks the transcript as partial. The transcript is spliced from 14 exons. Gene Ontology annotation, biological process: transmembrane transport. Lineage: Eukaryota; Fungi; Basidiomycota; Agaricomycetes; Agaricales; Physalacriaceae. Gene Ontology annotation, molecular function: transmembrane transporter activity.
CUAAAGCCUCAUCGAGCGCAAUUAGCACGCCAAAACGUCACAGGUGGCGCAAUCCACAACUUUUUCCGCAUGCCUAUGGCGCUACUAUGUAAGUCAAUGCCAAAAUCCUAUCGUUGUCCACAAAUUUGAUAACCGCUGACGACCACUUUUCGGGACCUUGGAUCAACAUACCAUCAUGUCCGAAACGCUGCACAAUUCGACUCCUAUCAAGGUUCACUGGUAUCGAUCGACUUUUUUCAAUGCUACGGUCCUUGGAAUUACCAAUUUCCUUGCACCUGGGAUAUGGGGUGCUAUGAACUCGUUGGGUGCUGGAGGUUUGCAAAAACCGUAUCUAGUCAACGCCUCUAACGCCUUGACCUUUGCCCUCAUGGUCAUAACGGCAUUCCUCGGUAGCUUGAUGGUGAACAAAUUUGGUAUUAGGGCCACUUUGUCGUUCGGUGCUGCUGGCUACGCGCCCUACGCAGCUGGUCUCUAUUGCAACAACGUAUUCGGAACUCAGUGGUUCGUCCUGUUCGGAGCGGCGUUGUGUGGUAUCAGUGCGGGUGUAUUUUGGAUGGCCGAAGGUGCUGUGGCUCUGAAUUAUCCUGAGGCCCAUAACCUUGGCAAGUUCAUCGGAUAUUGGCUUUCCUUCCGCGUCGGUGGUCAGAUUGUAGGCGGUGCGAUCAAUCUUGGACUCAACGCACAUCGCUCGGAAGCUGGUUCCGUGUCGCCAAAAGUCUACAUCAUUUUCAUCACCCUUCAGGCGCUUGGUCCUUUCACUGCUUGGUUACUCUCCUCUCCGGAGAAGGUCCAGCGGACGGACGGAACACAAGUACAUCUGAUCAAAGACAGCAACUUAAAGCGCGAAGCCAGGGAUAGCUUGCGAUUGUUCUUCUCCAAGAAUUUCCUUCUCACCAUUCCUCUGAUUACACAAGCCGUAUUUAGCGAAGCAUUCAAUGGAACAUACCUCACCUUGCAUUUCAGUGUCCGUGCGCGUGCUUUGGGUUCUUUCCUUUCUGCAAUCGUGGCCAUCAUUUUUGGGAACCUUCUUGGUCGCUUCCUUGAUCGAACAACACUGUCCCUUAAAUUCCGUGCUCGAAGUGCGUUUAUCGUAGUCCUGGGUCUUCAAGGGUGUUGGUGGACGUGGUCAACGAUUAUACAACACGAAUAUCAGAAGACUGGAGUAGUUCUCGAUUGGUCAAGCCCUGGAUUCGGAAGGGGAUUCGCUUUGUAUCUCUUCCUUGUCGGAGGUUUCCAGCUGAACUAUAUGCUUCUCUUUUGGGUCGUGGGACACAUUGUCGACGAUAUCGAAGGUGCUUCACGCGUUGCUGGGCUCCUUCGUGCUACAGAAUCAGCUUCACAGUGCGUCAGCUACGGUCUCAAUUCUAUCUCUGCUUUGGCAACGUUGCCAACAAGCUCCAUAAAUUUUGGGUUGUGGGGCGUCAGUCUUGUUCCUGCUUGGCUUGUUAUUCGACAGAUUGGGGUUAACCUGGAAGGUAGACUGGAGAGAGAGGCUCGUUUGGCGGGCCAAGCCACCUUUGAUACUGAUACGAAAUUAUCUGUUGAUGCACUAGAGUAGAUUAUCAACUUCACGAAUCACGAUUAGAGUAACGGUUUACAUCGUACAGUAAUGUGUUAGCUAUAGUUAAUACACUUCUUCUCGAUCG